AAGUAAAAUAAUUGAAAUUUUCGUAUUUAUUAUUGAACGUCUUCUUUUUAGGGAACGUUAUAGUUAAAAGUUAUAGCCUACUCUUCUAUAGGCAAAUGGCGAUUAAAAUGUCAUUUGCGUAUAGACUAAAUGAUCGAUGCAACUCUGUAUUAGCAAUGUAAUGAAUUAAUAACAAUGUAAUUAAUUUCAUCUCGGAUCAACGAAGGUGAUGCUUGAAAUUAUUUUUCGGGAAAAAUUCAGUUACAAAUCACGUGACAAUUACAAAUGACGUCACCGGAAAUCAUGUGAUAUUGACGUGUCCUUGACCUCUGACGGAAGUUUGAAUUGAUUGAAAUUGACAUUUAGUCAGGCGGCAUGACACAUCUUUAACACUACACUUAUGUCACGUUUUUCGUUAAGUCUACAUUAGUUCAUCUUUGGUCGUAAUCUUAGAAUAAGAGCCUCUUCUACAUUAUUCUAUAACUUUCAGGUCAUAAGAAAAUACAUAUUUACGUAUAUCAUAGACUAGAUACAGUGAAUAACUUGUUUAUAUUUGAUCGAUUAUUAUAUAAAUAUAUUAAUAUAUUAAUUAGAAUGUCUCGAGUGAUUGUUUCUGCUCCAGGUAAAAUUAUCCUGCAUGGAGAACAUGCAGUUGUAUAUGGAAAGUGUUGGAUUAAGAACCAAAAUAGAAAUUGAUGUGAAUAAAGAAGAUUCCAAAUUAAAGAUUGUUAUUCCUAAUGUAGGAAUUGAUGUUGAAUGGAGUUUACAGCAGCUCAAUGAAAUGAAAAUAGCAGAAAAUAAUGAUGAUGAUAGUAAUGUGAUCACAUUAACAAAUGAAUGGCAAAGAUGUUUGAAAUUCCUUAUAGAUUCAGUUGUGAUAUCUGGAAGUGAAGCUUGUCAUCUAUCCCUUCUUACCUUUCUCUUCUUAUACUUUGGUAUAUUUAAAAAAUAUAAGUGUUCUUAUCUACCACUUCAUGUUUUUAUUUCCUCACAAUUACCAAUUGGUGCAGGAUUGGGUUCAUCAGCUUCUUAUUCUGUCUGUAUAGCUGCAAGUCUUUUAGCUAUUUGUGGAAAAAUUUCUCCUACUUCAUUAACAGAUGAGCAACUUUCAUUAGUCAGUAAAUGGGCAUAUGAAGCUGAAAAAAUACUUCAUGGGAAGCCAUCUGGAGUCGAUAAUUCAAUCUGUACUUAUGGUGGAGCUUUAUUGUUUAAAAAUGGAGAAAUAUUAGAAAAACUUUCUUUAAUUCCAUCUAUUGAAGUCAUGUUAAUAAAUACUAAAGUAUCACGAAAUACUAAAUCACUAGUUGCAGUUCUGAGGAAACAAUAUGAUAAGCAUAAAGAAGUCAUCAAUCAUGUAAUGUCUGCUAUAAAUUGCAUAAGUGAAAGUACAUGGAAAAUGUUAAAAGAAUAUAAAGACCAAACAUUUGAUGAUUUGCUAGAAAAAUUACAAGAACUGCUGACAAUAAAUCAUCAUUUAUUAAAUGCUCUUGGAGUAGGUCAUCCUCAACUCAAUACUAUUGUUGAAAUAGCCACUGCAAAGAAACUUGGUGCUAAAUUGACUGGAGCAGGAGGUGGAGGCUGUGCAUUUAUUUUAUUAUCUGUUGCUAACAAUUCAAGCCAAUGGCAGAAAGAACAAAAGCAUGUCUUACAACAAAUACUUCAUGAAAAAGGAUUUGAAUGUUGGGAUGUGCUCCUUGGAUGUCCAGGUGUUUUGUUUCAUCAAUAAUUAACAACAAAAUUACUGUAUAUUUUUG
Centruroides sculpturatus (bark scorpion) is the source of this 1733-nucleotide messenger RNA. Its product is annotated as mevalonate kinase-like. NCBI's taxonomy places the organism in Eukaryota, Metazoa, Arthropoda, Arachnida, Scorpiones, Buthidae. Gene Ontology annotation, cellular component: cytoplasm. Gene Ontology annotation, molecular function: ATP binding; mevalonate kinase activity. Gene Ontology annotation, biological process: isoprenoid biosynthetic process; cholesterol biosynthetic process. The record is from RefSeq and is a predicted model, not a curated record. The transcript has 9 exons. The coding region runs from base 617 to 1705 and encodes 362 amino acids.